ACCUCUUUCUCCUCAUAGACAUGACAACGGCUGUGGUAUUCAUUCAACGAUGCAUGUUCGUAUUUGCCAUCUUACUUUGUUACUUUCAUGUUCAGAGUGAAAACGUGGAUUGCGAAAUGUAUCCAUACCAUCAUACCUGUCGAGGCACUAUGUCAAGGAAGCGCGCAAUGUUUCCAAUUGUGUACGGUUCGGGAUGUGAGAGCAGUAAAGGAAAUAUAAAUUGCAUCAAAGAAUUUGAAGAAACACAUCGUAUUCCCUACAUUCCACUAUCAAAGUCAAAACUUCUAAUUGCUUUGCUUGGCGAUGAUUUGCAAAGGGAUAUUACACGAUCUGUUCGUCAUAAAUUAAGGAACGAUGAAAUGAAUAAACCAGCCUUAAUGGAGAACUUUUUAUCAGAUUUGGAAUCUUCGGACAACUAUUGA
Molecule: messenger RNA, 422 nt
Organism: Eufriesea mexicana
Lineage: Eukaryota; Metazoa; Arthropoda; Insecta; Hymenoptera; Apidae
Exons: 4
Coding region: 21-422 (133 amino acids)
Source: RefSeq, a predicted model, not a curated record